UGUGUGUGUGUGUGUGUGUGUGUGUGUGUGUUUAUAUAUAUAAAAUUUGGCAUUUGUGCUCUGAAGUGUAACUACCUAUCUGGUGCCAUUUUCUUUUCAGCUUCAGCAGUAUUUACUUUAUAGGCAUGAUGGUGAUAUUUACAAUCAGCAGUGAAUGAUGCCAAGAAAAUAUGCAGUUUCCUUUCCUUUUGUUUUUUUGGUUUUUUUUUUGGAAUAUUUUCUUCAUAUUUGAGUCAGAUUUAUUGGAUAAUAUGCAUCCAAAAAGGUUCUAUGAAUUAUGAAUUGGGAUUUUUAUUUAUUUGUAAAAUUCAAACUGGGAAGUUUUACUUGAACAUUUUUAAGUUGAGGGCCAGGUAGGAAACAUUAAAGUAAAUUAAUGUGAAGAGAAGAUAAAUAAUAGUAUAGAAUUUUCUUACUUAGCUUAGUGUUUGAUAAAAGAGUGCUUUUUUUCUUAAAGCUUGUGAACAUUUUUAAAGGUUGUGAAUAUGUGCAUGCAACUGUUGAUAACAGUGUUUGAAAUGUCUUUGCUAGGGCACCCGGCUCCAACAAUGCUGUCCAUCCAAAAGUGGCAGUUCUCGAUGAGUGCAAUUAAAGAAGAACAAGAAUUAAUGGAAGAAAUGAAUGAAGAUGAGCCUAUUAAAGCAAAAAAACGGAAACAUCUCUGUAAGGUUUUUAACUGCUUUUAUCAGGAGAAUGUCAAAGAAGUCCUUUAUGUGGAUUGCCCGAGCUUCUCUAUUUAGGUACAAAGCUAAAAGCCUGUUUUUCCUGGCUUAGUUUUCCUUUUAUUUAUUUUAUUGAGAUAGAUAGUGAUAGUUUAUAUCGUGACAUUUAGUGUAAUUAUGUAAAGGUUGUCUUUAUUAUAUUUCUUUGCUAUCUUUGAACUCCUUUAACUAUUUAAAUAGUUCUUCAGUAAAGUAAGAAGGUACAUUGUUUGGCAAAUUGCUUUACCUGUUUAUUUUGUGAAUGUUUUAGGUCACAGACUAUCUUGCUAAAUUCCUGUAGGUCAUGGAUUGUGUUUUCUAUUUCUUUUGAGGCACUCCUUAAUUCCCCAAAUGCCAAUUACCUCUCAUUAUUAGUCUUUGUAGCUACCUGUAGCAUAUUUGAACCUCCUAUAGCAUGCUUUUGAAUUUGCAAUAAUUUGCAUAGGGAAUAUAAACAAAUUUUAUUAGCAUUAUAUAAUUUGCAGAUCAUAUUUUUUUUAUUAUUAUUAGUUCUAGUUAGGGACCAAGCUUGUUUCACAUGUAAGUCCCUCCUCCCUCCCCUCACCCCCAU
Cricetulus griseus (Chinese hamster) is the source of this 1272-nucleotide messenger RNA. The record is from RefSeq and is a predicted model, not a curated record. NCBI's taxonomy places the organism in Eukaryota, Metazoa, Chordata, Mammalia, Rodentia, Cricetidae.